Messenger RNA from Xiphophorus maculatus (southern platyfish), 1044 nucleotides. RefSeq names its product geminin, DNA replication inhibitor (gene gmnn). Gene Ontology annotation, cellular component: nucleus. NCBI's taxonomy places the organism in Eukaryota, Metazoa, Chordata, Actinopteri, Cyprinodontiformes, Poeciliidae. Gene Ontology annotation, biological process: negative regulation of cell cycle; negative regulation of DNA replication. The coding region runs from base 165 to 815 and encodes 216 amino acids. The transcript is spliced from 7 exons. The record is from RefSeq and is a predicted model, not a curated record.
GAAGGAGGCGGAGGAGAAGAAAAUUAAAAUUCUCAAUGGUGAUUGGUGGCUUCACAUGUGACUCGGUGUGCGUAUUUAAGCCUCUGGCGCGAGGUCUUUUAGUUGAGGAAAACAAGAGUUGUAAAGAGGUUUGGUUGAGUUUGUGAAAGAUCUCCGGAAAGAAAAUGAAUUCCGUUGGAAACGUGAAGCAGCGGAGCUCCAAUGAGAACGUAAAGAGCUUCUCUGUACCAUCUCAAAAGGUAGUUAGAGAAAAAAGGCAAAGCCUGCAGGUCCUCCAACAUUCAGCAGUCAACACAAGUUUGAAAUCGGCUCAGACAGGGAAAGUUAUUCCUAAGAGGAAACAGUGGAUACUGGAUCAGUCAAGAGGUUCGAAGAGGGUUAAAGUAGAAGUAAAAGCCACACAAACAGAAGAAGUUAACUGUGUACCAGAUGGCCUGUCCAAAGAAGCAUAUGAACUUAUGGUAAAAGAAACUCCUCCUUCCUCUUACUGGAAAGAAGUAGCAGAAGAACGACGAAAGGCUUUGUACCGGGUCCUACAGGAGAAUGAGAAGUUGCACAAAGACAUUGAAGCCAGAGAUGAGGAGAUUAGCAAGCUCCAGUCUGAGAAUGAAGAGCUGCAGGAGCUGGCACAACAUGUGCAGUACAUGGCUGACAUGAUUGAGAGACUGACUGGAAAGUGCCCAGAGAGCCUGGAAGAAAUGAAGGACAUAGCAUUUGAUGCAGAAGAGGCAGAUCCAGCUGAGCAAGAGGAGGCAGACUACAGUGAUGAAGAGACGUCAGAUCAUGACGAAGCAGGACCCUCAGGAUUAAACUGACUUUAGAAAAACCUCCUUUUGAAGGAGAUGUGCCUUUUUUUCUUUUUUUUUUUUUUUUUACAGGAGCCCUGUAGUUUAAAACUGAAACAAAUGUUUUCCAGACUUGGUUUCAACCUUGUUGUUUUGUAUGUUAAUAAAUCUGGCCGUUGGCAGACCCUGGUCUAAGUUUAAAACACAAGAUCGUUUUUUUUAACUGAUUCUGUACAAUAAACUUUAAAGAAACUCUUAA